Molecule: messenger RNA, 4574 nt
Organism: Colius striatus (speckled mousebird)
Lineage: Eukaryota; Metazoa; Chordata; Aves; Coliiformes; Coliidae
Product: Y+L amino acid transporter 2
Exons: 10
Coding region: 483-1919 (478 amino acids)
Biological process (GO): amino acid transmembrane transport
Cellular component (GO): membrane
Molecular function (GO): L-amino acid transmembrane transporter activity
Source: RefSeq, a predicted model, not a curated record
AUUAUCAUUCCUAGAUAAAAAUAGGGACUGUUGGAGGUUGUUUAUUGAAGAUAGUUGUCAUAUACUUGCUUUGAAUACUGUUUUUAAAGAGCACAGCCACUUCUGUGUAAACAUUAACUGUAGACCUGUAUCACAGAAACUAUAUUUUUACAAGAUAUUUCUUUAAAAGGAAGAAAUGGGAGGAGCACUGACUUAGGACAGAAGGAUUUAGCUUGUUUAUAUUAUUCCUUUUGGUUACUGUGGGUUACAGUAUGGAGCAUACAACACGAUGCAGCUCCUUGUUUUUCAGUUGGAUUACUGAGUCUGAUUGGAGUGAUAUCAGUGUUUGAAUUCAAUUAUUUCACUUUCUUGUGUGGAUUAGUACCCUAUUCUGAUGACGUCCUGUUUUCUAGUGCCUCCUAACUUAGUCCAGUGACUUAAGACUCAUGAUCUGCUGCAUCAGCACCUUCCAGAUGUCCUUUGACACGUAAUGAUAAUUGAGGAUGCCAGCCCCCUGGAGAAUGUGCUGCAAUAAAAAAUCCAGAACUAAGAAUGCAAACUCUGAAACAGACAGUAUGGCAGAGACAAGUGAAAAAAUGCAGAUGAAAAAAGAAAUCACAUUAUUAAAUGGAAUUUCUUUAAUUGUAGGGAAUAUGAUUGGCUCUGGGAUAUUUGUAUCACCUAGAGGUGUUUUAAUGUACAGUGCUUCCUAUGGACUCUCUCUGGUCAUCUGGGCGCUUGGUGGGAUGUUUUCACUGUUUGGAGCUUUGUGUUAUGCUGAACUGGGAACAUCCAUCGUGAAAUCUGGAGGCAGUUAUGCCUAUAUCCUGGAGGCAUUUGGUGCCUUUGUGGCCUUCAUCAGACUCUGGUCUUCCUUGCUAAUAAUUGAACCAACAACUCAGGCAGUGAUAGCAAUCACAUUUGCGAACUAUAUUGUUCAACCCAUUUUUCCUCAUUGUGAGCCACCAUAUGAUGCAGUCAGGUUGAUUGCAGCUGCUUGUAUAUGUUCCUUAACCUUUAUUAAUUGUGUUAAUGUGAAGUGGGGAACCCGUGUACAAGAUGUUUUCACAUAUGCAAAAGUUAUGGCUCUUAUCUUGGUCAUAGCUGUUGGUCUUUACAAAAUUGGUAAAGGUGAGACGGAAAACCUGAGAGCUCCAUUCGAGGGCUCAGCAACAAACCCAGGGAUGAUCGCACUGGCUCUCUACUCUGCCCUCUUCUCCUAUUCAGGGUGGGACACGCUCAACUACGUCACCGAGGAAAUGCAGAAUCCCCAGAGGAAUCUACCUCUGUCUAUUGCAAUUUCAAUGCCUAUUGUGACUGUUAUUUACUUGUUGACUAAUAUAGCGUACUAUGUAGUGUUGGACAUGUCAGCUCUCCUCACAAGUGAUGCAGUGGCUGUGACAUUUGGUGGCGAAACCCUUAGUUAUGUUAAGUGGAUAAUUCCUAUAGCAGUGGCCAUGUCUUGCUAUAGUGGCUUAAACUCAUCAAUAAUUGCAGCAUCUAGGCUUUUUUAUGUUGGGGCCAGGGAAGGACACCUGCCUGACAGUCUGAGCUUGAUUCAUGUAAAGUGCUUCACACCAGUUCCUGCUCUCCUCUUCAAUGGCUUAACAACUUUACUUUAUCUCCUUGUGGAAGAUGUUUUCCUCCUCAUUAAUUACUACUGCUUCAACUACUGGCUCUUUGUGGGUUUGUCUAUUGCAGGACUAAUAUAUUUGAGAUAUACUCAGCCACACAGACCACGGCCUGUUAAAUUCCUCUCUACAGUGACACAAUCAAUUCCCUUAUUGGUGUUGGUAUUGCCCUCUCGGGCAUUCCUGCAUAUUAUCUGGGAGUCUAUCUGCCAUCUGAGAAACGGCCUAAAUGUCUGCAGUGGCUCUCUGCCACGACAACAAAAUAUGCUCAGUUGCUCUUUUACUGUGCUCUGUCAGACCUGGAUAUAGACGUGGAACCUACAACAGCUAAGAAUAAAUAGAGUUGCCUUGACUGUGGGAGUUGUACCUUGACAUUUCCAACCUGGAUCAAUUUUUAUCAUCUGGAGUUCUCUCUGUGUGUUCAGUUAUACUAAAGCACUAACCAGUGUACUGUGCAUUGGUUUGAUGUCUUUUAAUCUGUGCUUGUUUUAUAAACCACUCUGUUUUACAGAUUUUUUUGUUAAAUGCUAUUUGCUAACAGUAUAUUAUCAUGCAGCACUUUGAAAGUAUACAGCAUUGUAUGAACAAACAUUUCUUAGUAGAUAUGUGCUAAAUAUUAGAUUAAUUGCAAAAUCAUAAUAGAAAGUAUUAGGCCUAGUCACAAUCAUAGCAAGUAAAGUGAUAAAUAUAACAGAUGUCAGACCAGAUAUUUGUAAAAGUCAAAACCUGAGCUGGGAAGCAGAAGCCACAAUGUACUUCUAAAAAUAUAACUAAUUUCUUAGCCAAAGUAAAAAAGAUAUAAAUCAAACUGGUAGACAUGCUCUAAGUCAAUGUAGCAUUAGUAUUAAACUAUUCUAAUGCAUAAUUCCUGGCAUACAUAGAUUAGCAAAAAGAGAAAACCAAAGGUUUUGGUUCUUUAGAUUUUGUGGUAAAUUCUUAUUCAACAAUGUCUCACCUUUUUGCAGAAGAAGUAUUUUUGAGAAACAAACUGUACCAUUGUGUUUUUGCUUUCCAGCAGAACAACCUGCCAUGGAGCACUGUAAGGGACUGAGUCAUGUUCCAGCUAGCAUGUACUUAGGGAAAACACUUCACCUUUUCAUAGUGUCCAUUGCCUGCCUAGAAGUGUCAAAGGUGUGACGCUGGGAAUCAUACUAAUUUUUUCCACAGGGGGACUUAUUUAAGAAAUUCAUAGGGAAAAAUUAAAAAAACUGUGGAUGUUUACAAAAUCCCUUCAGCCCUUGCCCAACCCUUCAGGCCUUGCCAGUUCCUGUUAGACCUGCAGGUCUCCUUCUGAGCUCAUAGAGAGCUUUUAUCACCGACUACCAGCUCUUCAUGUCACGUAGGUACCUGUUGCACAAUAACCAGCAUAGGCAUGUGCACUGGAUGAGUGCACCCAGCAGCUGGUGCUCUGAAAGAAACAAGCAGUUAAAAACUAGGAUCAUCCUCUUGAACAUUAACUUUACCAGUGUGGCACAUGGGAAUAUGCAACUAUUCCAAAUUUGUAGUCUCCUGAAAUGGAAGAGAUAAUGUCAUUUUAAAAAAAAGCAAUCAGCCUUGCAACCUAAUGAUAAAAACAGCUGCUCCAGCUCUAAUAGUUUGUUGAUAAUGUAGACUGUUUGUUAUCCUCAUUGGCAAGUCAUGCUUCCUUUCUGUAAUUACAUUUGAAUAUAACACACAUUGUUUCUAAUUUGAGUUUCAGCAUUCCUGUAGGAUUAACCCCAAUUAAGAUAAUUUCAUCUUAUAUGAGUCCAUGCAGCUUCUGGCAUCAUUGUCCUUUAUUGAUGUCUGCUCUGAAAGAGCAAUGAAAUAGGCAGUCGUUGCUAUCUAAACUUCUCAUCAUUCCCUCCCCAGACCGUAAAGUCAUUUGCAGUACUGUAAUUUCUUGCAUCUCCAUCCAACACAGUGUUUGCCAAUGGGCCUCUGGGAAAUCCUUUAUUUGCAUUUUAAUGCCAUCUGCUGUGUUGAUUUCCUUUCAGAGGAGUUUUCUUUUGAUACAAAGUAUGAACAAUAAAAACACACUAAAUUAAAGUCAACAUGAAGUUAUUAGAGAUGCAAGUUUUGCUUUUUGGAAGCCACAGCUUUUGAGCACUAAAAUUACUUAAGUAUCACAAUCACAAAAUAGGAAGAGGAAAGAAGACCUAGGGUGUAGUUUAGUUUGCUCAUCCUAGAGCAUCCCCUUACACAAACAGCACAACACAUGCCUCUGGUACAGUAUAGCGCUGUUUUGAUCCUGCUUUAUGAUUGUAUGGAGGUAUCAUGGCUUUCCUCCAUUGCUUAUGAAGCACUGGGUAAGGACAGAGCUGUGGUUCCAGACCACACCAGGGAACAAAGAGAAUACAAAUCCUACAAGUUGGUACCAAAGUAAACAUGCCUUCACAGAGUUCAAAGCCAUGCUUAGUGCUGAGCUGUGCAUCACAGCAAGACAGCACUGUACCAUCCUCUCAAAUUCUUCUUGUGGGACCAAAGUUCGUAAGUGAUUUGAACCACAUGAGAUGACAUCUUUCGUGGUAACAGAGAGCAGGCAGUACAAAGUAGUGUAAUAAGGGCUACAGGCUAACACCAUUUCUGUAGGAAAUUCUUAGCUGAUGAGCUUCUUCCUUUGUUUUGUUUUUUUUUUUUUUUCCAAAAUCUCUGUUUUCAUAGAGCUGUUAACUUUCUGGGCAUAACACACAAGCCUCUGUUUUCUCUCUUUCUGGACAGAAGGACAGUAGUAGUCAGAUGCAAGGUUCUAAAUGUGGCAUUCUCUGUGGACAUUGGCAUCUCAGAAAUGUUAAUGUGUUUGUUGAUUUUUCACUCCUUACAAAUUAUACAUGUAUGUUAUUGUCAAAUAUCUAAAGCAAGUCAGAGAUGCUGAAGUGUUUUAAAUAAAUACACAUUCGAUCUUUGGCAAAUGCUGUAGUUGUGUGGUUUUAAAGCAUAAAAAUAGUACUGACUGAAAUUUGCACUGCUUUACAUCUGUUGGUU